This is a messenger RNA of Arvicola amphibius (Eurasian water vole), 1581 nucleotides long. It is a transcript of the gene Hoxc11, whose product is annotated as homeobox C11. Bases 1 to 915 code for a protein of 304 amino acids. Gene Ontology annotation, molecular function: DNA-binding transcription factor activity, RNA polymerase II-specific; RNA polymerase II cis-regulatory region sequence-specific DNA binding. Lineage: Eukaryota; Metazoa; Chordata; Mammalia; Rodentia; Cricetidae. The transcript is spliced from 2 exons. Gene Ontology annotation, biological process: anatomical structure development; regulation of transcription by RNA polymerase II. Gene Ontology annotation, cellular component: nucleus. The record is from RefSeq and is a predicted model, not a curated record.
AUGUUUAACUCGGUCAACCUGGGCAACUUCUGCUCGCCUUCGCGCAAGGAGAGGGGUGCUGACUUCGGCGAGCGAGGGAGCUGCGCCUCCAACCUCUAUCUGCCCAGUUGCACUUACUACGUGCCUGAGUUUUCCACCGUCUCCUCCUUCCUGCCCCAGGCCCCCUCUCGUCAGAUCUCCUAUCCCUACUCCGCCCAGGUGCCCCCCGUCCGGGAGGUCUCCUAUGGCCUGGAGCCGUCCGGCAAGUGGCACCAUCGAAACAGCUACUCGUCUUGCUAUGCGGCCGCCGACGAGCUUAUGCACCGAGAGUGCCUGCCUCCUUCCACAGUCACUGAGAUCCUCAUGAAAAAUGAAGGCUCCUACGGCGGCCACCACCACCCCAGCGCCCCGCACGCGGCCCCCGCCGGCUUCUACUCCUCAGUCAACAAGAACAGCGUCUUGCCCCAAGCCUUCGACCGCUUCUUCGACAACGCCUACUGCGGUGGCGGAGAGGCGCCUUCCGAGCCCCCCUGCUCAGGCAAGGGCGAGGCCAAAGGGGAGCCUGAGGCGCCCCCGGCCUCGGGACUAGCGUCCCGGGCAGAGGCUGGUGCUGAGGCCGAGGCCGAGGAGGAGAACACAAAUCCCAGCUCGUCUGGUUCUGCCCACUCAGCCACCAAGGAACCGGCCAAGGGAGCCGCCCCCAACGCCCCCCGCACCCGCAAGAAGCGCUGCCCUUAUUCGAAAUUCCAGAUCCGGGAACUGGAGCGAGAGUUUUUCUUCAACGUGUACAUCAACAAAGAGAAGAGACUGCAGCUGUCCCGGAUGCUGAACCUGACUGAUCGACAAGUGAAAAUUUGGUUUCAGAACCGAAGGAUGAAAGAAAAAAAACUGAGCAGAGACCGGCUGCAGUAUUUUUCCGGAAAUCCGCUGCUGUAACUGCAGGCGGGGGAGGGAAAGAGGGAAAUUUAUUUUAUUUUAUUUUAUUUUUAUUUUAUAACUCGUCUUUUUCCGCGGGUGGAAAACUGGACUGUGGCCAGGGCUGGCCCCCCACUGCCGUUACUGGCACUUCCUUCCAGAAUCUCCUUCGCCUCGGGUCUAAUUCACUGUAGGGACAGAGACCCGGCCUGGAAAAAGGAGUGAGGGGAGUGUCUGACCCGUGACUAGUGGACCUUGUUGGCGCCAAGGCCCCAAGACUGUUUAUUUAAAAGAAAAUACACCUUGCAACAAAGUCUUGCUGCUGGGAUCGGGUGAGGGGGAGGGGCGAGCACAGUGGGCGCCAGAGCCGAACAAUCCUUGAACUCGAAACCUUCCCUAGCCCGAGUGAAAAGAACCGCUGAGCCACCUUGUCUGCAAGUCCUCCCGGGCUCCCCACCCCCACCCCAUCUUCCCCACGCUUGGACUGCUAACUGUGAUCCUGCCUUGCUGUGAAAUUCCUGUACUUUUGACUUGGUGUUAGGUGUGCAAAGUCCAAAUCCUACCUCCGGCUGCGCCUGGACCCGCCUCAGCCUAGUAGUUCUCGCCCUAAAUGUGUAGAGCCCUCUUUUGAAAACUCCUGACUGAUGCAUUGAGGUGUCCUAACCUUUUCCAAAGCAGUGCCCCCCC